Molecule: messenger RNA, 6007 nt
Organism: Pomacea canaliculata
Lineage: Eukaryota; Metazoa; Mollusca; Gastropoda; Architaenioglossa; Ampullariidae
Product: nuclear factor NF-kappa-B p105 subunit-like
Exons: 22
Coding region: 340-3864 (1174 amino acids)
Biological process (GO): regulation of transcription by RNA polymerase II; cellular response to stress; response to cytokine
Cellular component (GO): cytoplasm
Molecular function (GO): protein binding; DNA-binding transcription factor activity, RNA polymerase II-specific; RNA polymerase II cis-regulatory region sequence-specific DNA binding
Source: RefSeq, a predicted model, not a curated record
CCCGCUUCCGGAACGAUGUUGGUUUCGAUUAUGGCGUAAGAUCAUUCAACGAGUGCAAAGCGAAAUUAACUCAUUUGCUUUCUAGGAAAGUGACUGGACAUUUUCUUUCUGGGAGCGUGCUCUUAGCGGUUGAGACAAGAAUGAGACAUGGACAGCAUACGAAGGAUGGAAGGAUAAACAACAGUACUGAUGACUAAUAAAAGACAAAUAUAGAAAAUUCAAAGAGGAAUCGGGUAACAAGGAUAUCAUGAUUCAGCAGAGGAAGACCAGUAGGGAAAGUUGAAGAUGGACUAGUAUUGUGUGGACUGUUGUUAGGAGAAAUGCUCAAGGAAGAGGAACAUGGACACAUCAGGAGAAAACUCUCGUGACUCUGUGGAGCUGGAUAUGAACGAAAUCCAGGUCUUUACUGCCAUGCAGCCAUCAGUUUUAUCCUCAGCAGACAUCUUGGUGUCUGACCCUCAUUGCAUCCUUAAUGGUCAAAUACAUCCAGACACAACCUUCAAAGACAGCAAUGACCUUCAGCCAGCUGUUGUCAUUGUGGAGCAGCCCCAGCAGCGAGGAUUCCGAUUCCGGUACGAGUGCGAAGGGCCAUCACAUGGAGGUUUGCAGGGUGAAAAGACGGAACGUGGUCGUAAAACACAUCCAGCCAUUAAGAUUGAAAACUACAGUGGGCCUGCUCGCAUUGUUGUGUCGCUAGUAACUGACGAAGCUCAUCCACAUGACCAUGCUCAUAAACUUGUUGGCAAGAACUGUAAUGAUGGCAUCUGUACUGUUGAGCAGCAAUCCACAGCAGGACCAAUCGGUUUUCCCAAUCUCUGUGUGCUGCAUGUGACAAGGAAGAAAGCAGCAGAAGUGCUGUUUAAUCGCAUCUUGGAAGCCAGAAAGCUUGAAAAGAGACUUAAGGCGAGUGACAUGAGUUUGGAUCCUAAAAUAACGGCGGAGGAGAAUAUGAAUGCCAAGAAACAAGCACAAGAACAGGCUCGGAGCAUGUCUCUUAAUGUUGUGCGACUAUGCUUUAGUGUCUUCUUGCCUGAUAGUAUGGGACAGUUCUGUCAUAGAUUGCCCCCUGUCUAUUCUCAAGCCAUCUAUGAUAGUAAGUCUCCGGGAGCCUCCGCUUUGAAGAUAUGCCGCAUGGACAAGUAUGGUGGUUGCUGCACAGGCAAUGAGGAAGUCUUUCUCUUGUGCGAAAAAGUUCAAAAAGAGGACAUAGCAGUGAGGUUUGUGGAGCACAAUGAGGAUGGCAGUGUCAAGUGGGAGGCUUAUGGUAACUUCAGUCCUCUUGAUGUUCACAGGCAGUAUGCCAUUGUUUUCAAAACACCAGCCUACUAUAAUGCCAACAUUGACAAAGCUGUGAAUGUUAUGAUUAUGCUACAAAGGAAGACGGAUGCAGAAGUCAGUGAGGCAAAAGCCUUCACCUACUAUCCUCAGAAUAAAGAUAAAGAUCUCAUUGCCAGAAAGAAACGCAAGAAGCUUCCUCUCGACAGCACUUUCAACUAUUAUGGGGGUGGGGGUGAUGGUCCAGGAGGAGGAGCACCUGGUGGAGGGGGAAUGGGCGGAGGAGGCUUUGGCCAUCCAGGAGGUGGAGGUCAUGGAGAUCUAGGUGGAGGAAAUGGUGGAAGGGGCCCCAGCAGCUACAGCGUCAUGCUGCCAAAUGGAAACAUUGUUGACCAGUUAGGUGUCCUUCCAGCCACGGUGGAGCAAGUUGUUAAAGAGGAGUUUGCCCGGCACACUGAUAGCCCUGAUCAAACUUCAACAGACGACUCUAACCAAAGUGCAUUUCCAAGCCCCUAUUACGAUCCAAUGAUGUGGUCUGGGCCAUUAGCAGGUGAUUUAGAGAUGGAUGCAGCUCCUCAUUCACUUCGACCUUCUGUCCAGAGCACAGUUACACAUUUAUCAAAAGGUCUAGUCUCCAGUCUUGAUUUGUCCUCCGUGUCAUCAAAAUAUGCAAGUUGCAACAAACCUCAGCAGGGAAACUCACCACCUUCUAGCUCUGUUUCUUCACGAGGAUCAUUCCAGCCAGACAGCAGCAUCGGCACACAAGCUGGCAGAAAAGAAAAGGCAAACAACGUAGCAGUGACGCCAAACAUGUCUGGGACAAGCUUGACCGUAGAUGAUGUUGUUUUUGAAAGAGCAGAUUCUGUGUUAAGUUCUACAAAUGCUAGUAUGACACAGGAAGGAGAAGUAAAUGAAAUCCCAUUGUCACCAACAUCGACAAUGUCGGUAACUGAUAUAAGCUCUAAAAAAGAGAGGAACUCUUCAAUAGAUACUGCUUCACUAACAAAGACAAGUGAACCUCCUAUAUCGGAAGGUGUGAGAACAGAUGAAGGAUUUUCUGAAGUGUCUGAAGAAACUUCCAUGAGAGAUGAAGGGAUGCCCAGGAAGGCUGAAACUGAACUGGGAUAUAUGACAGAACCAAACAGACAAGCAAAGCAAGAAAUUGCUUCCAAGCCAGUUAAAGAAGCCACAGCAGUUGUGAAGAGAAUCAUGGAACGAAUCACAGCUCGAACAGUGCGAGCAUUGCAGGACUACUCUGAGACAGGAGAUGUGCGUUACCUGUUAAUGGUGCAACGUCAUCUCACCAUGGUGAAGAAUGAAAAUGGAGAUUUGCCCAUUCACUUGGCAAUCAUCAACAACCAACUUGAGACACUACAGCAUCUUCUUGAUGUGAUGACCACACUUCCUAAUGCAAGGGCUGCAAUAAAUACCUACAACUACCUGAGACAGACGCCUCUGCAUUUAGCUGCAAUCAUGCAGGAACCUCUUGUCAUUGAGAUGCUCCUGCAUGCAGGUGCAGACCCAUCUCUGGCUGACAGGAAUGGCAACACACCUGCACAUCUUGCUGUCAUGAACAGCUCUACUGAAGCACUUAGAGCUCUUGUGAAAUACCUUCGACCAGGGGUAACAACUGCGAAACCAUUCCCUGAGCUCAACUAUCUGAAUUAUGAGGGUUACACACCUGUGCACCUUGCUGCUCAAAGUGGUAAUGUUGACAUGCUAAAAAUACUGGUUCAUGGAUGUGCCAAUGUUGAUGUGCCAGAUGGAAAAAGUGGUCGCACUGCCUUGCAUCAUGCAGUAGAGUUAGAUGAUUUGCCUGUGGCUGGCUAUCUUCUCAUGGAAGCCAAUGCAGAUGUCAAUGCCAGAUGUUUUGACGGAAACACACCUCUUCACAUUGCUUGUGGACGAGGUCUCAUUGGUAUGGUUGCUUUAUUAAUGACAGCUGGGGCAAACCCAGACUUGGAAAAUGAGGAGGUGCCAUCGGAAGAUGAAAAAGCAGCAGAUUCAGAAUCAGAAGAGUUGGAAGAUAACCAUCCACGGAGAUGUCAGAGAGGACUGCAGCCCAUUGACUAUGCAGCAGGAAAUGACAAGAUAAUCCGUGUGUUGAAAGGUGACCAGUACCUUGUGCAAGAUGACCACACUUCAACCACCAGUGAUUUACAGGAGGACUGUGUAACAGACAGUGCUAUCACCAUCAAGUCAACCUGUGACAGUGGUCUGGCAAGCAUACCCAUGUCUGUUGCACUUGGUGACAUGGAACAGCUUCUUUAUCCAACUCGUGUGGAACUGUCCAUGCUGCUGGAUAAAAUUGCUACUGACAAAGAUGUCUUCACACUGGCAGCAAAGCUGGGUUAUGAUAACCUCAUAACAGCUUUGGAAGUUAUGGGAUGCAGUGGUACCAGCCCUACCCGCUUCUUGUUGGAUUACCAUGAGACUGCAGAUGGUAAGAUCAGUCAGCUGAGGGACUGCCUUCGAUCCAUGGGUCGAGAAGAUGCUGUAGAGAUCAUUGACAGAGCCCUUGCUGGUGCUGUCAAAGAUAAACACAGUCUGCACCAUUCACUGAUGGACUCCGGAGUUAUUGGGUUAUAAUUGAUCAUGUUAAUCUUAUAAUGACAAUUGAGCAGUUGUAGAUUACAUUUUGUACAUUUUAAGUAGAGAUAUAGUAAAACUGCCCAGGAUGUUUUUCUGCAUAAAUUGUUAAGAACAUGUCAAGGACAAAAUGUUUUUGUGUGUGUGUGGCAACAAACAAUGUUUUUGCUUGGUUUACCUGCUUGCCAUUAGCAGCAUGAUUGUGUGGAAUGCAUCUUCAACCUACUUACACAUGUCAGGGAGCAGUUUAAUAAGCUGUGACAUUGUGGUUCUCAGAAGAAUAAGAUUACUUUUUGGUUGUUAGUUUGAAGUCUCAUUAUUUGAAAAGUCUGACAAAUCUCUGAGUAGAUGGGACUGAAACACUUGACAUGACUGUUAUAGUCUGGAACUGCCAAGUGAAGUAUCAUUACAUUGCAAAGUGAAUGCUAAGCAGCCACGAUGCAGAUUAAUUGAAUAAAAUCUGAUGGUGUCUCAGUGAGAAUAAUAAUAAUAAUCAGGGAAGAUAAUAAAAACAAAAAACAUAUAGUGCGGGGAUGUAGCUGCAGAUGGUGCCAUCCCUAUAGUGAAAUGGCUCUAAAUGUAUUUAAAUUCAAGUCUUACAAAAUUAGGAACUUUGAAUGGAUAGACAGGAUUCAGUAAGAUUGAAUGAGUUAAAGUUGCAUAAAAAGAGGCAUAUAAGCUUCAAGAAUAAUGACAAUACAAGUUUAAACUUUGAUACAAUUGAGAGUAACGAGAAAAGCUUACAUAAUGGUUAAGAGUAUGAUGGGUGGGGAAAGAGUUGUAAAGAACACUUUUUAAUACUUAAGCAUAAAUCACAAUAAAUUUCUCUAAAUUGUAGAUACACAGUAUUGACCUGGUAAACAUUCUUAAUGAAAGCUCCUUGACUAAAGAGCACAACAACACUGUUUAGACACUUCUUUUUGAAAUGUUGAUGUAGCUUUUACAUCAUGAUUACUAUAUAAAUGAUAGGAGAGAGAUUUGGGAAUAUAAAAAAAGGUGAUGGACAGAUAAAGUUAGGGAGCGAUGUCUUGAGUUAACUUGGGUAGAAAUGUGGAGGUGGCUGAUUACUGGUCAAAUUAAUGUUUACACUGCCUAUUAAGACAUAACACAUUCAACCAUUAGAAAUAAUAACAUAAUUAGGAUGAACAUUUUGCCUUCUGGACUCAUUAAGGCAAAUACUUGAUUGCUGCAAUUAUUUUUCAGCUCAACUGUAUACAUGCCUCUCUCUCACUCUCUGUAUGUCUUCUUUCACCAUUAAACAUGUUCUACACCAUUUCAUUUUUUUUAACCGAAUAGUUUAUAUCGAAUUAAGAUUUUAAUCAGAUGAAUAUCAAACGUGAGUCAUUGAUAUUUCAGGGAGUCUCUUUUCAUUUUUUAUGUUGUUCAAAAUCAUUGUAGAUAAAUGAAAAUGAUUUAGGCACUUGUUUCUGCUUUUUAAACAAGAAAAUGGGAGCGCAUUUAGAUGAUGUUUUGCAAUUUUUAUUUAAAUUCGAAACAAUUCCUUAAACAAUUUAUUUGUAUGCAUUUAGUAUCUAUGUUGAUGGAUGCAUUUGUGUGCAAGAGUAUGAGUGUAUGUUCAAUCACAAGUGUGUUUAGCAAAGUCAUGUUACGAUUUAUAAUUCACCUAUGUCAUGUAUAGCCUGGCAAGAUUGCUUGUAGGAAAGAAAAGUGAGUAUGAUGUGCACAGUAAUGUUGGUCAAGUUUUAUAAUAGGUAUUAAAGAUGACAUGAAUGAUAGAAUUUUCUGUCAUUAACAAAAAAGAAAAUAUAUGGUGAAAAGAAGGUUUGCAGGGAUCAGUCAAAAGGGAUAUGAAGAAGCAGGGACAAGUCUGUUUUUGAAGCAAGCAUUUACAUGUUAAGAAAACUUUUAUCUGUCCUGACAAAUACUGAAAACAUGAGUGCUCAGAUUUAUUUUUUUCAAGUUAUAAGGACUACAACUUGUUGCCAUUUUAAUACAGGGACAGAAGACUCAACUUUGACCCUCUUGCGACUGUGCAGUACCACUCAGUUCCUGUGAACACUUUUCGUUCAGGCUAUUUUAUGUGAGCUAUUACAGCUCCGGUCAUGUGUCCAUGAUUGUGGGAGAUUGUGUGUGUGUGUGUUUUUUUUUAAAGCUUGACAUGAAUAAAGUUUGUGAUACAGCA